This is a messenger RNA of [Torrubiella] hemipterigena, 2493 nucleotides long. The record is from the annotation of a GenBank genome assembly. Lineage: Eukaryota; Fungi; Ascomycota; Sordariomycetes; Hypocreales; Clavicipitaceae.
CGAAAAAAGAAAUCCAUUUCCCACGAUUUUUUGCUUCUAGUUGUUUAUUGUUUUCUCGGUUUCUCCAUUCUGAGACUAUUGUCCGAUCUGGCUCUGAGUUCGGGCUUUCAACGGCUCCGAGAAACCAACACAGCAGCCAUCGCUCGCCACAACAGCCUACUUAUACAACACAGCAGCACAUCACCACCAGCCCAUUUAACACAACCAAGACAAAAUCCAGGAACAUCGUCAUCCUUCUCCGUUCCAAAUACCACCACCCCCAAAAAUUCUCAUCUCCCGACCACUUUCUUCCCACCGUUUCACCCCCCUCUCCAAUAUUCUUCCCAUCCUCUUAAAACUCUCUCUUUGCCGCCGCCCCACCCGCCUCCAGAUCCUCGGCGGCUGCAGCUCGUCGAAUAAUUCGCCCUCGUUGCAUCGCACGUUGCCGCCCACACAGAGGCUCUUCAUAACCACCCUCCCACCCCCUCACGCCCAGAGCCUCCUCUUUUUUCCCUCUUCUUCUCUGGUUGAUAGCUGGUCUCUAUUCAAAAAUCUUCCCCUUCUCUUCUACUUAUCUCGCCCUACCAACAACAAAGCAAAGGAUUCUUUCGCUUGACUCUUUUGCUACUGGGCCUGCCUCACAGUGAUCAACACCAUUUCUCGGCUUGUUGCUCGCUGACGGUUUCUUCACUCCCGUUUUCCUUUUUUUCGUUCAAGUAUACAACAUAUAAAAUACAAAAUACAAAAUGGCCGGAUCAGACGAGAAGAAGCGGCCCGCCGCUCUCAACCUGACACCCGCUCGUACAGGAACCGCAGAUUCCCUGACUUCCUCGGAAGCUUCGCUCAAGGGUCCCAGAACACCUCGAUUUGCUGAGGCUACUGCGAUACACUCUCCAGUAGACUCUCGCUCGCCAUUCGCUGACCCCGAGCCUGGUGUUGUUGGCUUUGGCUACAUCAGCAAGCCCCAAGAGGUCGCUAUGCCUCCUAAGUCGCCUCUCAAGAGCGCCAUGAAGGUCCCCGGAACACCUGCCAGAACCUUCACAAACCCUCUCAGCCCGACCUUCCGCGAAGAAGACGUUCUCGAGAAGCGAGAGCUGGGCACCGACAAGGAGCAGGCUCGCGAUCUCAAGGUCAAGACCCGUGUCCGCAUGGCCAAGUUUGCUCUGCGUGGUGUCAACUUCAGCUGCUCUCUGAUUAUUCUUGCCAUGAUGUCUUCGUCUUUCGCAAUCUUCAACGCUACCAAGGCUCUCCCCGCACAGAACAAGAUGCCUUCUUGGGCCUCGGGAACAGACACUUGGCCUCAAAAGCUGGUUCUUUCGAUGGCCUGCGUCUCUCUCUUUGCCUGCGUUGUUGUCUUCAUCGCCUAUUGCCGUGGUGGCCACAAGCGUGCGGAGAAGGUCGGCACUUACUACACCAUGUUUGCCAUUGGCUGGUUCAUCUUCAGCGGUAUCAUGUGGGUGAUUACCGCCGGUGUCUUCCAGAACUCCAAGGUCAACACUGGCAACAAGGACAUGUGGGGAUGGUCUUGCGUCGACAACACCCGUGCCGAGGUGUUCUCCCAGAAGGUCGACUACGCUCUCGUCUGCCGCCUCCAAAACUGGAGCUUGAUCUGCAUCAUCAUUGAGGUCGUCGUCGAGGUCAUCUGCAUCGCCCUGUACAGCAUCGUCUUCUACCGCUACUACAGCAAGCGCAAGCUCCACAAGUCCAUGAACAUGCGUGACCGUGCUCGCUCCGAUCUCUACCUCGCUCAGCUCCGUCUCCAGUCCGCUCCCAACACUCCCGGAUUCGGCCCCAAGUCGCCCAUGUUUGCCGGCGCCGGACCCAAGUCUCCCACUCUCAGCACUUACGCCAUGUCGCCGCGCCACCCUCCCGCUGCCUACGGUACCCUCGGCCACAUUGAUGAGGCUACCAGCCCAUACACUCCUGGCGGACGCAUCCCUGUCCCUGAAUCCCAGUUCAGCAAGCCGUCGCCUACAUUCAAGCUCCAGGCUCCUCCCAGCAAGGCUCCUUCUGCCACCCCCAAGAUGUCGCAAGGCGCCUUCACACCCACCUCUGCUCGGGCUCCUUCUCCGACAGACCAGACUGUUCAGUCUCACGGCCCUUCUGCAGCAGAUGAGCCCACAUAUGACGCCGUGCCUAUUCCUGGUGCCUACGCUGUAGCCAGCCCGCCAGCCACCAAGACUACGUUUUAAGUUAGGCUAUGGUUACUGACGGGGCUACGAAGUAUAUUCUUUUAUUUUGGGAUUAAAAUGGUGACAUGAACAUAUUCUGGUCUGCUGGGCAGGUUAGUAGUCAAGAGACACGUAUCAGACAAAGAUGGUGUUUGGAACCCUGCAUGGAAACGGAGACUUAUAUACCACAUCACGGCGUUUUUUGGGGGGGGGCUUCUUUUUUUAUACGGUUUUAUUUGUGAGACCUGUGUUUAUUUCUUUUGUCAGAGCACACGCGCUUGCUGUACCAGACAAUUUUCUCUUCUUAUCUUUCAUUACAUUAAUUUACUUGUACAUUCACUUU